Nicotiana tabacum (common tobacco) is the source of this 2168-nucleotide messenger RNA. Its product is annotated as F-box protein At4g22280. Lineage: Eukaryota; Viridiplantae; Streptophyta; Magnoliopsida; Solanales; Solanaceae. The record is from RefSeq and is a predicted model, not a curated record. Gene Ontology annotation, molecular function: protein binding.
AAAGAAGAGAAACCAAACUGGCGCCAUCCAAGUGUAAGAAGCAGGAUUUGUCAAAUGUACAGAAUUUUGGAUCACGUGACGAAAGCGUGUUUCCCAUCAUUACUACUGAAGGCGUUACACGAUUGACGUCUGACGAUACGCGCACACACCGACUCGGAUGUAGCCGGGUUCAGGCUUCUCUGUGAUAACAAACCUUCGCCGCUAAAGAAGGCAUUCGGUUCGUUUGUCGGGUCAAAUAUCCACUAUGAUCACUAGGAGUAGGUGGCACACAAUUAACAGUUUCAAACGGCAGAAUGCUUUGGAAGUGCAUAACAUUGAUAACAGAGAAGAUAAGAUCAGCAAUUUACCUGAUUCUAUUCUUCAUCACAUUCUUUCAUAUCUUCCUACCAGAGAUGUUCUAGGGACAUGUAUACUAUCAACAAGGUGGAAGAAUCUUUGGACUUGUGUUGAAAACAUUGACUUUGAUGACUCAUUGCUCUACUCAAGUGGGAUUUUUGGUUAUCCUGUGAAUGUUACUUGUUUCAUGCACUUUGUCCAGAGAAUUCUUCAACUUCGAGAAGAAUCAGACAUAAAAAAGUUUCGCCUUUCCUGCCGUGUUUGCUUCAGUGCCUCUCAUGUUUGUUCAUGGAUUUUAGCUGCUAUUAGGCAUAAUGUUAAAGAGCUUGAUCUUUGCCUUUUUGUAGAAGAGCCUUUUAUGUUGCCUCAAUGUGUUUUCAGUAGCAAGACACUUACUUCUCUAAAACUUGAAAUGAAUUGUGUACUUGAACUACCUGCUAGUACUUUCUUUCCUUUCCUUAGAACGUUGCACCUAUGUCUUGUCACAUUUCGGGAUGAUAGCUCAACCCAGAGGCUGUUUUCUGGUUGCCCUAUGCUUCGAGAGUUGGCUAUAUUAGAUUGUGAAUGGAUGAACUUGAAGCAUGUUGCAAUUUCAAUCUCUACAUUAAAGAGUUUGACAAUUGAUGAUUUGCCUUUCUUUGGCUCCACUGAUGAUCUAAAUGGCUGCGAAAUCAAGAUUGAUGCAUCAAGUCUUAGUUUCCUUAAGUACAGUGGUUAUCUCUCAAAUGAGAUAUAUUUGUAUAAUCUAUCGCCCUCCGUCUAUGCAUCCAUUCACAUCCCAAUUCUCUAUGAGAAGCGAAAUGAAAUUGCUUUUCGUGCUGUUAAGCUCUUUAGAGGACUACACAAAAUUAACGCUGCGAGAAUAUCUAGCAGGGCUAUUGAGUCUCUCUUUAUCGCAGACAUAGAGAAAGACCGACUUCCAGUAUUUUAUAACUUGAUGCAUUUGGAGUUGAGUAUGGAACUUGAAAAUCAUACGAUUGGACCAUUGAAGGAACUGCUCCAAUGUCUGCCAAAGUUGCAAUCACUUCAUUUUUCUGAAGGACUUGCCCCCUGCAUGCGCCUCUGUGAAGAUGACUGGAACUUGAGAUAUGUACCGUCCUGUUUCUUGUCUAGUCUCAAAACAGUAACAUACAGCAAUUUUCAUGGUAAUAACACAGAAAUUUCUUUUUUAAGAAAUUUGGUGAAAAACACAAUAGUUUUGGAGAAGCUGAACAUAAUGUGUUCAAAGAGACGUUUCGGGGAUCCAAAGAAGCAAAAUGAAGUUAAAGAUCAACUGCAAAGUCUUCACAGGGGAUCAAUGUCUUGUGCUAUCAAGUUUAUGUAAAACCUCAAAGAGCCUUUACCUGAGUAUGUGAUGCAGUUUUCUACAAGCAGUUAGUUUGCAAGCAUUUGUUGCGGCUCUUGCAGAUCGCUGGCUAUGAUCUUUUGAUUCCUAUUAUGAGUGCAACACCAUGCUUUAGUAUGCUUGUCCUACUUCAUACAUCAGUUAUUGUUUUUGGUAAUGCCGUCUCCAGGUUCAUGUAAAUCAGUUGGAACUUCUUUUGGCACCUAGGUCACAAAUCUUUAAAGGUCUUUUUGGAGUAGUGGAAUCUGACUGUAUUGGAACAGGUAAACAGUUAGCUUAGCUAAGGAACCUUUGACCUCUUUUGUCUUUUAUUUUGUGAGGAUAGGCAUAGAUGCUAGGAUGAUGAUUUUGUGAUUGUUUUCUUUAUUCAGAAGGAAUCAAACAUUGUAAAUCUACUUAGUCAUGUGAACAGUAAGAAUAGGGGAAAUAUUGUAUCAUAGUUUGGUUUUUGGGAGAGAAAGUUACACAUGCAUUGAUCAAGUUCCUA